This is a messenger RNA of Camellia sinensis, 1641 nucleotides long. The record is from RefSeq and is a predicted model, not a curated record. Lineage: Eukaryota; Viridiplantae; Streptophyta; Magnoliopsida; Ericales; Theaceae.
AUGAGGAUGAAUCCUCUCAAAUGUGCUUUCGGGGUGACGGCCGGGAAGUUCCUCGGGUUUCUUGUACAUAGGCAUGGUAUCGAGGCAGAUGAAGACAAGGUCAAAUCUAUCAGAGCAAUGCCUCCCCCGCAUUCUCAGAAGGAGUUAAAGAAGUUCCUCGGGAAGGUGUCUUAUAUUCGGAGGUUUAUCCCAGCACUUGCAGAGAUCUCUGCCCCUUUCGGCUCAUUGUUAAAAGAAGAUGCCAAGUUCGAGUGGAACCAGGAGCACCAAAAGGCCUUCGAGAGAAUCAAGGCGACCUUGACCUCGCCUCAGACCAUGAUAGCCCCACAGCCCAGGGUGCCUCUAAUGUUGUACGUAACUUCAGCCCCCAAGUCCAUAGGGGCAUUAUUGGUCCAAGAUGUAGAUAGAGUAGAACGCCCGGUGUAUUACAUCAGCCGGAAGAUUCGAGGACCAGAAGUCCGAUAUACUCCGAUAGAGAGACAUUGCUUAGCUUUGGUAUUCACUACCCAAAAGCUCAGACAUUACUUCUUAGCACAUCAGAUUCAGAUUGUUACUAGAAGUGAUCCAAUCCGAUACCUCCUCAGCAAGCCUGCUCUAACCGGGAAGGUGGCAAGAUGGUUGUUAGCACUGGGUGAAUUCGAGAUCACAUGUGUAGCCCCUAAGGCGAUCAAAAGCCAAGCCUUAGCUGACCUCCUUGCUCAAUUUCCAAAUGGUGACUAUAAACCAGUGAAUGAAGAAUUAAGAGAAGAGGUGCAUGCAGCUAUGGCUUCUGAGGAAAGCUUUUGGACAUUGAGCUUUGACGGAGCAGCAGCCGGAGCCGAGUAUGAGGCUCUUAUUUUAGGCUUGAUAGCAGUUGAGAAGCACAGUAUCAAGAAGAUUCGGAUUCGGGGGGACUCAAAGUUGAUAGUGAAGCAAAAGGUUGAAAUAGAGCAUGUGCCUCAUUCCGACAACAAGUUUUCAGAUGCCCUCGCAACAUUAGGGGCAAGAGUUGAUAUCCCAGAGGAGGAGGCGACAAUUAUUAUCAAGAAAAGAACAGAGCCUUCAAUAAUACCCGAAGACAAAGACCUUCUGGAAAAUUGGAAAGGAGAAGUCCUCGAACAACUCAGAAGCAAAGUUGGAAAACUGACUAUGGCCAAGCUUGCCCAAUUCAUAAUAAUUCAAGGUGAACUUUACUUCCGAGGAGGUACCGGAUUCCUAGCCCAGUGUGUUGGCCAACAAGAAGCAAGCUUCCGACUACAACAGAUUCAUGAAAAAUUCUGCAGAGAUGGGGAUAUCAGUCUAUACAGAAGGAUCCAAAAACAUGGCUAUGAUGGAUUUAUAGUGAUGGAAAAUUGUUUGAUUCUUAUGUGCAAGUUUAGAGGUGUGACAUUGGUUAUCAAGUAUAAUGAUGGAUUUAAUUUCAAGGAUUUAGUAUAUAAAUUGUGUGCAAAGUGGAGUGAGUUAGUUGGUAGUUCUAUGAAUAUAUCGUAUUCAAUGCCUGGACAUUUUUCUUGUGGUCUACAAAGUGAAGAGGAUUUGGAGGUUAUAGUUGGACUGGCACUUUCUUGUGAUAUUCAUCGUAUUGAUGUUUUUGCAAAGGGUUGUUCUUUGGGUGAAGUGAUAAUUCUAUCAUUUUUGUUACUGGAGAGUGCUGAUAAUUGA